CCCCGUCCUCUGUCCUCCACAGUCGUCUCUCAUUGCCGCUGGCUUCAGUCGUCUCUGUGCGCCUGAUUAUUUUUACGCCGUCGAGACUGGCGGUGAAAUCCAGGUCAUCUUCACCGGAUCACCAGCCGUCACGGCUCAGACUCGUGCUCUCCGUAAAUUCACAUUGCCAUUUCCUGAUUCCUCUCGUAACGGUGAGCUUGAGUUUGAAGGAUGAGGUGGGGCACAUUCGUUAGCAUGCUGCUACGCUGAGAAGAGUUCAUCCACCCAGGACAAGCAGCAGCGACUCCACAAUCCCUACCUGAAGCAUCUAUCAAACACCUGCUUUAAAUCAAGCACCUGUCUGAAUAUUCACACGCUCACACACACACACACAGCUAUGGCUGGCUGGCUCUGGCUGGGUGGGUAAUCUGUGUGCUGGUUGCCUUGGCAACCCCACCCUGAAUUUUGCUGAAUAGAGCCCUACUCACUCAAGACUUUGUACCCCCCCUUCUACCUUUCCUCUGAGUGUAUUUGCCCUUCGUGGAGGGAGAGGGCAGCGGUCGGAGCGAGAGACAUGGACUGAUGAGGUGAGAAUGGCAGUGCGGCGGCUGUUUGGCCCUCAGGAGCCCUCAGGCACUCCGAGCCAAUAACGUGGGCACUCACACGGGCCAGGAGCAGUAUGCAGGAGGCUGACCUACCGGCUACCAAUGCUUUCACAGAGUGCAGAUUCCUGUGCACCAAUGGCAGAUGCUUGAACCUGGGCUCACAGGUAUGUGAUCAGCUCAACCAUUGUGGAGACAACAGUGAUGAGGAGCACUGCCCCAUCUCCACCCAGCAUCCUGCAUCUGCCAUCUUCAGCUCUGAACUGGAGUUUGUGCAGAUUGUGAUCAUAAUCGUCGUGAUGACUGUGAUGGUGGUGGUGGUCGUGUGCCUGCUCAACCACUAUAAACUCACCACGUGGUCGUUCCUGAGCCGGGCGAGCCAGGCACAGAGUCAAGAUCUCUCUCUGCAGCCGGAGGGAUCUUUGUGGCCAUCAGAUAAUGGGCUGAGGCAAGGGGCAUCUGAGGUGGUGUACGCUCCUCAGCCUAGGGACCGUUUUACCGCUCCUACUUUCAUGCAGCAUAAUCGCUUCAGACGUUUCCAGCCCACCUACCCGUACCUGCAGCACGAGAUCGACCUGCCGCCCACCAUCUCGCUGUCGGACGGAGAGGAACCGCCGCCAUACCAGGGACCCUGCACGCUGCAGCUGAGAGACCCUGAGCAGCAACUGGAGCUCAACAGAGAGUCCGUACGCGCCCCACCCAACCGGACCAUCUUCGACAGCGACCUCAUUGACAUGCACAGUUCAGGGGGCGGCGGUGGGCCACGCCCUCCCAGUAGCAACUCUGGGAUCAGUGCCGCCAAUUCCAGUAACCACGGACGCAUGGAGGGCCCUCCGCCUGCUUACAGUCAGGUGAUCGGACAGCACUCGGGCAUAGUACUUUACCUCCACCAGCACAGCAAUAACCCGCCUGUCACUUUGCAAACUCUGCCCAGGGGCCCGACAAAUCCAAGCAGCCCAGAGAGCACAAUAGCACUGAGCAUGGACCGACAAAAGGGGGAGGAGUUAGUGUGAAUGGGCGGGGCAAGCACACGAUUGGCGGACCACUCUUCACCCAUACAGAGAAAAUGGGUUCUCCGUUUUGACACUCCCAUGCACAACAGAGCUUAAUAGCAACAAACGCAAAACCAUGUUUAAAAAAACAAUGUGGAGCUGCGCUUACUAAAACAACGUAGAUUUUUUUUCCUUUCAGAUCAGCUGUGCAAACAUCUGGAGUUUCCCACUUUUGUUGACUUGCGUAUCGCCGACAAACCAGAAAAAAAUAUCUAGCACAAGACAGGCUUUUGUUGUUAUUGUUUUUGUUGAUUUGAUCGUCGUAUCCCCUUAAACGCCCCCUCCUGCCCAAGCCACACGUGACACGCUGGCUGUGUGGUUUUUUUGUUGUUUUUAAGACCGAGAUCUGUGCAGCAUGAACAAAAUGGUGUAAAUCCAAAUCCUAGUGCCAAGUUUAUAUGGAAGGUGUCAUGGGGCGUCGACUGUCUUAAAGACUUGUUAUACAUUUAAAUCAAAACCCUUCUGUGAAAUUGCACUAUUGUUGGUAAUCAGAGGAAUAUGGGGAAGCGUGGGGGGGUUGCGAGGGGUGACGUACGUGUUUACUGUUUGUACGGUUUGUUUUCAUAUAGAUCUGAUCAUAUGCUUCAGUGCAUGCUCUCUAUGAGAGAGAUGGGAUCUUGUCUGUCCUCAGCACAAGAAAAAAAAUCUCUGAUCCAGCCUAAAAUAGCCUUUAUCUAAAUGAGGCACAGAAUACAGAGAGCCCGCUUUAGUCUCAUCGACCCUAACCGGUGACACUUUCACAGACUCGAGCUGAUCUGAGGUCAGCUGCCUGGAGGCCCAGUUGACAUUAAACCUUACAAAAACUCAAUUGACUAAUAGAUUUGUAAAGGUUUGACAUGUUAUGAGCUGUUAUUCUGGGUCUGAAAUGAGAAAUUCACUGUAGCGGGUUUCAGUAUGUUGCUCAUCAGCUCUUUUUAGAUUUUUCUUAAAACCUUAAAAAUAAUUUAUAAGUAUGUUUUAUAUCUAACAUCAUUCAAAAGAUGGUUCACCCAAAAAUGAAUAUUCUGUCAUUUACUCACCCUCAAGUUGUUCCAAACCUGUAUAAAUGUAGUUCUGCUGAACACAAAGAUAUUUGGAAGAAUGUUUUUAACCAAACAAUUCUUGGGCACCACUGACUACUACAGUAGUAAAAACUGCCAUAGUAGUCAAUGGUGCCCCAGAACUAUUUGCUUUUCCAGAUUCUUCCAUUUUUUGUGUGCGUGUUCAACAGAACAAAUACAUUUGUACAGGUUUGGAACAAUUUGAGGGUGAGCAAAUGAUGACAAAAGUUUAAUUUUAAGUGAACUAUCCCUUUAAGUUUUAAGGUUACCAUUGGCAUGCCUUUUGCACUUUUGUCUGUAAGUAACAACUGAAGAAACAGACACCCAUAAAAUAAUCCAGCAUUGUACUGUUGUGAAUUUCAUUUGAUUUUUUUGUCUUAAUUCCAAGCUGCCAUUUCUAGUACACAGUUCAGUGUGAUGAACCCCUUUGCAUCCUCCAUCAUCUGAUACCCAAUGAAAAGUCAUCAGGUUUCAAAAUAUGGUAGUCAAGGGCUAAUGUGUUGAGCAUCCAUUUUUACCCAGCAAUCCUCUGUUGCUUUUAAUCUCCCUUUGUCGCCCAGUCAGAAUGAACUCUCAACCCUGACACCACCUUUGUUUUUCUGUCCAUAUGUUGACCCUCUCAUUCCCACCCAAACAUGCAUGCGCCGUACUCUUCUGAGCGGAUAUCUGCAUUCAGUUUAAGCUUGAUUACAAUCAUUUAGGCCCAGAUGAAUGAUGUUGCUCUGACCAAGAGCUCUUGAAUCUGGUCCAAAGGUUGAGAGAAUCUUGAAGAAACCCCAAAGACUCUUAACAGUUUGUGCACACAAACCCUUUAAUAAGGAGACUGAAGACUGAGCCCCUGCUUUUAGUCGCCGCUUAGCCUGUCAAGGACAGAUGGACUUGUGGCCAUGGUGAUUUUUAUACUCUUACGUGUGUUUACCUGGGAGUCAUGGUCAAACAUUUUUCAAAAGCAACACAUCCACCGUUAUAAGCUACUCUGUACGCAGAAUGUUAGAGUCAGCCGAUCGAAAUGUGGGUUUUUUUGUGUGUGUCUGUGUUAGUUGGCUUUGUUUUUUUCUGCCGUUGGUGGGAUUUUGUUUUCAUCCGUCAUAUGGACCCCCGUGAUAUAAACCAGAUUGAACAAAUCAAAACUCUACAUUAGGAUUCAUAGAAUCUCAACAGCUCAGAUAGAUUAAAGGGACCGUUCACACAAAAAUACAAAUUCUGUCAUCAUUUACCCACCCUCAAGUUCCAAAUCUGUAUGAAUUUAUUUGUUCUAACGAAUGAAGAGAAAGAUAAUUGGAAGAAUGGUUGUAACCAAACAGUUCUUGGCCACCACUGACUACCAUAGUAGGAAAAAUUGACAAUGGUAGUCAAUAGUGCCCCAGAACUGUUUGCUUUCCUACAUUCUUCAAAAUAUCUUCUUUUGCGUUCAACAGAACAAAAAAAUGUAUAAAGCAUUUUUUUCUACUAUGGUAGUUAACGGUGGCCAAGAACUGUUUGGUUACAAGCAUUCUUCCAAAUAUCUUUCUCUGUGUUCAGCAGAACGAAGAAGUUAAGAGAAUUUUUGGGUGAACUGUUCCUUUAAGAAGCCUAGAUUUGCUGGAAUGGUGUAUGAAUGCUCUUGUCAAGCACAGACAACGUAACUUCUUUAAAGGUUAAGUGUACAUGGCGCAAAACGAGCACCAUGUCCAAUUUAAGAGUCCUGUUCCUGUUACGUGUCCCUCUGUCCUCAUUCUCUCGCAGAGCUCGACCUUCCAUUUAUCAGUUUGCUGCUUCCGCUGUUGCUGCUGCUAUGCUGCUGCUUCAUCCGCUGCACUUUUAUGUUUCACCUUUCUAUCUGUUCACCAUCCCGCGUUAACACUUCCCUUUGUUGUCUGGUUUUCAUUCGUCUCCUUGAAAGCGCUUGUUCUCUGCUGUUUUCCGCUGUCCAAGGAGUUUGCAUGUUACUCGCAAGCUGAACCGGUGCCUAUUUGAUCGUGUUGUUUUCGAGCGACGUAGGAACCCACUUGCACUCUAAAAGUUCCCACCUUAGCUGUGCCUCACUUCCAAUGGUGCUUUCUUCUUCUGUGUGAUGUUUUUUUAAACCUUUUAUUUGUAAGGUGCUGUAAAUAAAGUCAGUCUGUAUGCACAUAUCCUACCCAAUGGGUAGACACCAGAGAAAAAAAGACAUUGCUAAUAAUGUAACAAUUUGUAAUUGAUGAAGAUUUUAACACGGUGGCAAGAUUUGUAAAUGCCUGCGGUUCAAAUGUGCUUUUUUUCAGAAAGACGCUUACGAAACUACGGAGUACUUCUUAGAUUUUUGAGUAACAUCUUGCUACAGUAUGAGAGAAACGGAUGUUCUGCGACAACCAACAACUAUUUAGAUGUGCUUUUAACACUGCCCCAACUACAUGUGACGCACAUUCAACAUCCUUGAUAGGAAAAUCAGUGUAGUUAAGUUACAAGUUAACAAAGUAAAUUACAAAACGAAUCCACGGAUAAUAGAAACUUUGACCACCAAACGGUGCCAGACUCCCACUCACGGACAAAAAACACUGAGGGCUUGUGAUGAAACGUGUUCAUUUUAAUCCCAACAGAUACAUGGUUUUUGUCAUGCCACCCUGUUGUGCUUCCUGUCUGCAAAGUUUAAUAAUGAACCAAAUGAGAGAUGUAGUUUUAACAUUCUUAUUUUUGUUAUAUAUUUCAGACAUUCUCGUGUAUGUGGUGUAUAGGAGCAAAAAAUGAUUUUAAUUGCAGAUAUUUAUGUGCCGGUGCUCCACUGUACAGUAGCUUGUAUUCGCAUGUCUAUAGUUAUAUAAUGUACAUAGCAACGCCAUUUUGACUACAAGCACCUGACUAACAGCAGUUGGUGACAUUUUGAGAAAUGUACAAUGUACUAAGAAGCUUUUAGAGCUACAAAAAAAGCUUUUUUCUUGCACAAACGCGGAGAACUAAUAACUGAAAUGGUUUAGAUGUCAUUUACUCUGACGCUUAUCAUGUGAAAAGCCAUUCAGAACUACACGGAGCAACACAUCAUCACCGACCUUUAUUUUAUACUGAAUAUCUCCCUGAGCUUAUGUUACUCUGUAUGUUCAUGUGUGUGCAUACUUUUCAAUACAUGCACAUGUACAUAUUCACACUUUAAAACUGUAUUUUGUUUUAUUUGAACCAUUGUGAUGUAACUAAUGGGUUUUAAGCCUAAGGUCUGUUACUGCAAUGCUGUUUUUCCAGAAAAAAUGUAAUC
Messenger RNA from Triplophysa rosa, 5878 nucleotides. RefSeq names its product low density lipoprotein receptor class A domain containing 4b (gene ldlrad4b). Gene Ontology annotation, biological process: negative regulation of transforming growth factor beta receptor signaling pathway. The record is from RefSeq and is a predicted model, not a curated record. Gene Ontology annotation, cellular component: early endosome membrane; Golgi membrane. Lineage: Eukaryota; Metazoa; Chordata; Actinopteri; Cypriniformes; Nemacheilidae. Gene Ontology annotation, molecular function: R-SMAD binding. The transcript has 6 exons. The coding region runs from base 659 to 1594 and encodes 311 amino acids.